AUGAGAGGCACGCUUGUCUUCUCGGGCUCGUCAUGCCCAGGCCUCACGGCCAAAAUCUGCUCGAAUCUGGGCAUGAGCCCGGCCGAGGCAGAUCUGUCUCAAUUCUCCAAUGGCGAGACGAGCGUCCGCAUCCUGACCAGCGUUCGAGAAAAAGAUGUCUUCGUGGUGCAGUCGGGGAGUCCCACCAUCAACGACACCAUCAUGGAGCUUCUCAUCAUGAUCUCUGCCUGCAAGGGUGGCUCCGCGAACAAGGUCACAGCCGUUCUCCCCUACUAUCCAUAUAGCCGACAGUCCAAGAAGAAGUCGCAUCGCGGCGCCAUCACUGCGCGCAUGCUCGCGAACCUCCUCCACGUGGCGGGCGUCAAGCAUGUCAUCACGGUCGAUCUUCACGCAUCCCAGAUGCAAGGAUUCUUCCAGUGUCCUGUGGACAAUCUGCAUGCCGAGCCGCUACUCGCUCGAUGGAUCAAGAUGAACAUCCCCAACUGGAGAGAGGCUGUUGUUGUCUCCAAGAACCCUGGCGGUACAAAGCGAGCUACCUCUUUGGCCGAUGCUCUCAAGAUCAACUUUGGGAUCGUCACCACGGACAGGAAACGUGCCAAGAACAACAUGUCGGCCAGCAUGAUCAUGAACCACUUGGACGGCUGGGAUAACCCACAAGCUUAUCUCAACCGCCUGUCUCGCGCCCCGACAGAGCGCACGCUUCCCGAGUUGGAGAGAGAGACAACACCUCCCCCACCGGAUGCCGAGGCCACGCCUACGCUUCCACACCGCACAAGGGCCGACUCCACGGGCUCUCCAAGAAGAGCCAACGGCCCAGGUCUUCGGACGAAUGCGCUUCACAGAGUGUAUCAGAAUUCGUCACAGGCUUCGUCUAACGGUGACCAUGCAUUAGACGAGGCCCACGCCGAAGAUGAAGAUCAGUAUACCGACGUGCGUGCCCUGGAGGUCACACAUGGACGUUUGGUAUUGGGACAUGUCGUGGCAGAUGACGGAGAAGGCUCGGAAGCCGGGGCCGACGGUAGUAUCCCUUCACAGCCGUACGAGGACGACCCCAUGGCCAUGUCGCACGCCUCAUCCUUCUUCGCUCCAGAGCCGCACGCGCUCGGCGGUUCUGGCGAUGCCGAGGCUUCCUCCGAUGACGACGAACAAAAACUGCAGGAUCCCAAGAUCGAGCACAUGAUCACCUUGGUCGGCAAUGUCAAGGACAGGCCGGUUGUGAUUGUUGACGAUAUGAUCGACAAGGCAGCAUCUUGGAUUGCCGCAGCCGAGACCGUGGUAAAGCGCGGCAAGGCCAGAAAGGUCUACUGCAUGGCGACCCACGGCGUGUUUGGCGCAGAUUGCCUUGAGCAGCUCCAAGCUUGUGAUUGCAUCGACCAGAUCAUUGUCACCAACAGUUUCCCCAUUCCCGAAUCCAAAGCGAAGCAAGCCAGCAAGCUGAUGAUUCUGGAUCUCUCGUACCUCCUGUCCGAAGCCAUCCGCAGGAAUCACUACGGCGAGUCGAUCUCGCCGCUAUUCCAGCAUGCCGAGUAG
Microdochium trichocladiopsis is the source of this 1530-nucleotide messenger RNA. Its product is annotated as ribose-phosphate diphosphokinase. The transcript has 3 exons. Gene Ontology annotation, molecular function: magnesium ion binding; ribose phosphate diphosphokinase activity. Gene Ontology annotation, cellular component: ribose phosphate diphosphokinase complex; cytoplasm. The record is from RefSeq and is a predicted model, not a curated record. Gene Ontology annotation, biological process: purine nucleotide biosynthetic process; 5-phosphoribose 1-diphosphate biosynthetic process; ribonucleoside monophosphate biosynthetic process. Bases 1 to 1530 code for a protein of 509 amino acids. NCBI's taxonomy places the organism in Eukaryota, Fungi, Ascomycota, Sordariomycetes, Xylariales, Microdochiaceae.